AUGUACUGGAAGCAUGAGAGCGCCGCCCCGGCACUGCCCGAGGGCUGCCGGCUGCCGGCCGAGGGUGGCCCGGCCACCGACCAGGUGAUGGCCCAGCCAGGGUCCGGCUGCAAAGCGACCACCCGCUGUCUUGAAGGGACUGCGCCUCCCGCCAUGGCUCAGUCGGACGCCGAGGCCCUCGCAGGCACUCUGGACAAGGACGAGGGUCGGGCCUCCCCAUGCACACCCAGCACACCGUCUGUGUGCUCACCGCCCUCUGCCGCCUCCUCCGUGCCGUCUGCCGGCAAGAACAUCUGCUCCAGCUGUGGCCUGGAGAUCCUGGACCGGUAUCUGCUCAAGGUCAACAACCUCAUUUGGCACGUGCGGUGCCUCGAGUGCUCCGUGUGUCGCACUUCGCUGAGACAGCAGAACAGCUGCUACAUCAAGAACAAGGAAAUCUUCUGCAAGAUGGACUACUUCAGCCGAUUUGGGACCAAGUGCGCCCGCUGCGGCCGACAGAUCUACGCCAGCGACUGGGUGCGGCGGGCGCGCGGCAACGCCUACCACCUGGCCUGCUUCGCCUGCUUCUCGUGCAAACGCCAGCUGUCUACCGGCGAGGAGUUCGGCCUGGUGGAGGAGAAGGUGCUGUGCCGCAUCCACUACGACACCAUGAUCGAGAACCUCAAGAGGGCCGCCGAGAACGGGAACGGCCUCACGUUGGAGGGGGCAGUGCCCUCGGAACAGGACAGCCAGCCCAAGCCGGCCAAGCGCGCACGAACCUCCUUCACCGCCGAGCAGUUGCAGGUGAUGCAGGCGCAGUUCGCGCAGGACAACAAUCCCGACGCGCAGACGCUGCAGAAGCUGGCGGACAUGACGGGCCUCAGCCGAAGGGUCAUCCAGGUGUGGUUUCAAAACUGCCGGGCGCGGCAUAAAAAGCACACGCCGCAGCACCCGGUGCCGCCCUCGGGGGCGCCCCCGGCCCGCCUCCCCUCCGCCCUGUCAGACGACAUCCACUACUCCCCGUUCAGCAGCCCCGAGCGGGCGCGCAUGGUCACCCUGCACGGCUACAUUGAGAGUCAGGUACAGUGCGGGCAGGUGCACUGCCGGCUGCCUUACACCGCGCCCCCCGUCCACCUCAAAGCCGAUAUGGAUGGGCCACUCUCCAACCGGGGUGAGAAGGUCAUCCUUUUCCAGUAUUAACACUGCCGGCACUUCCGCCUCUGUCCGUGGGCACCUCCCAGCCGGCCCUCAGCCGCUGAGAUCCAGUGUCCAGAGCCUUGGCCAGGGAUCCACCUGCCUCUGCAUCCACGCCGCCCACCGUCCCGCCCGCCGCCAGCCCGGCCCCCCACGCCUGGCCUCGCCCUCUCCUGCUGAGAACCAGAUCCCACCAGGAGCACCACAGUCCUCUCGGCAGCCAGACCGCCCCACAGCCUGUGUUUCCCAUUUACACAGGAGUCGUCUUCAAGUUAAGCCCAACGUGAUAGCAGAAGGCAGAACUGAAUCGUGCGACGCCAGCAGCCUUCCAAUCCACAGGUUUCCUUCCCCCUGCCCCCCAUGCCUUUAUUUACAAUUCCUUGGACUGGUCUCGAAUUCUGAAUUGCCGACAACCCCCAAUGUCCGCACCACUCUGUUGCUUUUGUCUGGAAAAUUCUACAGUGCUUGUGGGAUGUCCCCAAAGGAAAGCUAUGUUCUAAUUUUAUCAUUUCCAUCUGUCUGGUUACGUCAAGUUAAUUCAGAAAGAGAAGAGACACUGACCAACCCUGAGAGGCCCAACAGGGCAGAGAUGGGGGCCUGCCCAGACCAAGAGGUGGGGGUGGGGG
This is a messenger RNA of Lepus europaeus (European hare), 1799 nucleotides long. RefSeq names its product LIM homeobox 6 (gene LHX6). Gene Ontology annotation, cellular component: nucleus. NCBI's taxonomy places the organism in Eukaryota, Metazoa, Chordata, Mammalia, Lagomorpha, Leporidae. The record is from RefSeq and is a predicted model, not a curated record. Gene Ontology annotation, molecular function: RNA polymerase II transcription regulatory region sequence-specific DNA binding; DNA-binding transcription factor activity, RNA polymerase II-specific. Gene Ontology annotation, biological process: regulation of transcription by RNA polymerase II; neuron differentiation; forebrain neuron development. Bases 1 to 1179 code for a protein of 392 amino acids. The transcript is spliced from 10 exons.